Molecule: messenger RNA, 2384 nt
Organism: Pyrus x bretschneideri (Chinese white pear)
Lineage: Eukaryota; Viridiplantae; Streptophyta; Magnoliopsida; Rosales; Rosaceae
Product: protein SOSEKI 3
Exons: 6
Coding region: 371-2020 (549 amino acids)
Source: RefSeq, a predicted model, not a curated record
AACAUAUAUACAGACGCAUGUAUGCUUGCACGCAGUGUGUGUAGCCAAACUCUCUGCAAAUGCAUUAAAUGCGGGCGUCCUUUUCCACUUCCUCCAUUUUUGAUCAGCUUCUUCUCUAUGUUUCUUUCUGUCUCUGUUUUCUUGUCUCGUUGUCUCUCCCCAUUCUUAUAUACCAAAUUCAGAUUCCUGAUUGGUUUCAAAGGUUCCAACUCUCUUACACUACCUCUUCGAUCCGAUUUACUCUACCAUUCAAAAACCCACAAUUUUUUUUUUUUCUGCGGUUUUCUCACUGAUCUGAGCAGCAAAUCCGCCAUUGAAGCUCGGGGAACUGGGUUUAAGAUUUAAAUUUUUUCAGAAAACGAAGGAAGUAAUGGAGGGUAGGAUGAAGAAGUACAGCCAAGUGAGUCCGGAAAGGGCGAAAGUGUGGACUGAGAAGUCGCCCAAGUACCACCAGAACCGCAAAGUUCCUGUGGUUUACUAUCUCUCUCGAAAUCGGCAGCUUGAACACCCCCAUUUCAUGGAGGUUCCUGUAACAUCUCCUCAAGGGCUCUACCUCAGAGAUGUGAUUAAUAGGCUUAAUGCUCUGAGGGGCAGAGGCAUGGCUUCCAUGUAUUCAUGGUCUUCUAAGAGAAGCUAUAAGGGUGGAUAUGUUUGGCAUGAUCUCUCUGAAGAUGAUCUGAUUCCUCCCGCCCAUGGAAAUGAGUACGUACUCAAAGGUUCUGAGCUUUUUGAAGAAUCGAAUUCAGGUAAAUGCGGUCGGUUUAGCCCGUUGGCAGAAAUAAAAAUCCAGAGCUUGAAACAAUUACCGGAACCUGCAUCUUCUAGAAGCCAAGAUGAUUCUUCUUCGUCGUCAAGUUUGAAUGGGAAGGAAACAAAGCAUUCUCAAGAAGAUGAGCUCUCUCCUCCGGUUCAACGUCUCGAACGCUCUUCCAGUGCAUCUCCAGAGUCUACGGUUGGAAAGAAUUCUUCGUGGGGCGGUUCACUGAGCUUGACAGAGUACAAGGUUUACAAGAGUGAUGGUUUGGCUGAUGCUUCUACGCAGACUGAAGAAAAUGGGAACAAACCUAAAGCAUCAGAAACAUGUACAAGGGGUGUUUCCACAGAUGAUGGGUCGUUGGAACCGGAUUGCAGUUAUUAUCAUAAUCGAGUGCUGUGUGUGAAAGAGAACUCUGAGAUUUGCAGUGAUUCAGUUUCCCCUCCUCGGUUUUCCCCCAGCCCAUCUUCAUCAGGUGGGAAGACCGAAACUUUGGAAUCCCUUAUUAGGGCUGAUGUUAGUAAACUCAAUACUUUUAGAAUAGUUGAAGGGGAAGACGUACGGAUGCAAAACAAUCCAAGGGUUAAGGCUACUAAUGUACUUAUGCAACUCAUCUCGUGUGGUUCAAUAUCAGUGAAGGAUCACAGUUUUGGUCUUAUUCCAACCUACAAGGCCCAGUUUUCCCAUUCCAAUUUUCGCUCCCCAUUAUUCUCCACUAAAGUAAUGCUGGGAGAGCUGGACUGCCUCUCAGAGAAUCCAAGGCUAAUGGGUUUGAGAUUGGAAGAUAAAGAAUAUUUUAGUGGGAGCUUGAUUGAGACUAAAAUGCUCAAGGAGGAAGAUGGAUGUACAGCUUUAAAACGAUCGUCCUCAUACAAUGCUGACAGGAGUUGUAAGAAGCUGGAUUCAGUAGAGGACAAAGAGCAGUCUACAUCAGGACGUUCGAAAUGCAUUCCAAGAUCAAUCAAAGCUUCGCUGAACAAGCAUCCACGAAGUGAAUCUAUGAGAUUCCCCAUUUCCGAUAAGCCAAGGAACUCCUCAGAUGUAGUUGGUGGUGCACAUAUCAAUACCCAUAGCGUAUCCAAUGGAUGUAGCAAAAGAAUCACAGACCCUUCAUCUCUUAAAAAGCAAUCGAAAAGGUUAGAUUCGUUUAGAGAAGAGAAGGAGAAGGAGAAGGUGAUCAAAAUCGAAGAAAGGCUUGCUUCAGGAGCUCGGGUUAUAAUCCAAUCCAGAGCACCUUUCGAUACCACUGUGGUUGGCAGUUCGUAGACACCAGCGCUGAAGAUAAAAGCAAGGGGUAAUUUUUCAGGUGGUUUGAAGUUCAAAUGAUGUAAACUUAUUGGCGGGUAAGGCAAAAAGUAAUUUUUUAUAUAUCUGAAAAGUAAAAAGAAAGGAGCAAAUCACUUAUUUGCAAAGGGGAUGGUCCUGGUUGGUGGACCUACUCCGUUUCCUGAGAUAUGGAGUUGGAUUUUUGGGUGGGGUUGUUCAAAUGGGUUUUCUUUUCCUCUUUUUAUGUAACUAGGGUUUCAAAAUCUUCCUUUUUACUGCAAUGCUUUAAUUUUAGAACAGUUCCUCUAGCAGCAGCAUGGUUUAGGUGCUGCCUGCCUGCUAUUACCAAAGAUGUGUUUCAAUC